Messenger RNA from Lichtheimia ornata, 540 nucleotides. RefSeq lists its product as uncharacterized. Gene Ontology annotation, biological process: positive regulation of GTPase activity; endoplasmic reticulum to Golgi vesicle-mediated transport. The transcript has 4 exons. Gene Ontology annotation, cellular component: endoplasmic reticulum membrane. Bases 1 to 540 code for a protein of 179 amino acids. The record is from RefSeq and is a predicted model, not a curated record. Gene Ontology annotation, molecular function: GTPase activator activity. NCBI's taxonomy places the organism in Eukaryota, Fungi, Mucoromycota, Mucoromycetes, Mucorales, Lichtheimiaceae.
AUGCUCGACUCUUUUGAUCCAAUUUCAAAACAGCUGCACUUGAUGAGCUCUAUAAUCGAGUUUGAGGACGCCGAAUUGGCAUUGUUUCUAAAUAGAUGUCAUGUUAUGCCUUACUAUGCGCUCAGCUGGAUUCUGACGUGGUACAGCCAUGACUUUGUACGGUUUGACAAGGUUGCAAGGCUUUUUGAUCUUUUCAUUGCCAGUCCGCCCUUGAUGCCUGUGUAUUGUGCAAGUGCUGUUAUCCUUUUACGGCGUUCCGAGAUUCUUGCAUCAGAACCAGAUUUACUGCAUUCAGUCAUUCGUCAUAUACCCCAAGAUAUCGAUAUUGAACGUGUCAUCCAGCUUGCUCUACAACUUGCAAAUCGCUAUCCUGCUUUAAAUCUUCAAAAGCGAACCGGGAUAUGGCUCCACGAUGGAUCUCCGGUGAAUACAUGGGACCAUGAAUGGAAAAAUCUUAGUUGGAAUGAUGUACCCGAUACAAUCCAGGCGGAUCGCUAUUUGAGCGAGCCAAUACUUAAGGAACAAUGGGAUGAUGAAUAA